Messenger RNA from Penicillium odoratum, 948 nucleotides. RefSeq lists its product as uncharacterized. Lineage: Eukaryota; Fungi; Ascomycota; Eurotiomycetes; Eurotiales; Aspergillaceae. Bases 1 to 948 code for a protein of 315 amino acids. The transcript has a single exon. The record is from RefSeq and is a predicted model, not a curated record.
AUGUCCCCGAUAACAGUCGAAAGCUUUCACUCUAAAGCAAACCCAGCUCAGUCAGUCUCCUACGUUCAUCUCAACCAAGGCGCCCCAAACACCUUAGUCUACUGCUAUGGCGCAGGCGGUGAUUCACGCCUAAUGGGCCUAUUCGAACCAUUUCUACAAUCCCAUCCAGACUUAUCCCUUAUCUGCAUCGACAGAUGGGUCCAAGGCAAAGAUGCCGCCCGUAUCGGACUCGCGCUCCUGGCUGAGCUGAGUGCCAUCGCCCUAGAACUCCUGGAUACUCUCAACAUCGACCAGUUCAGCAUUGCGGCUCACUCAGCGGGUGCCUACCCGAUGCUCGAUCUGGCUCGGUAUGCCCCACCGGGAAGAGUGGGGAAUGUCUUUCCGUUGUGUACUCAUAUCCCCGCUGCUUAUACUGGUUCCAGGAUUAUGGAGUCUAUGUGUACGAUGCCGGGAUUUAUGUUCAAAGUUGUAACGAAGCUCGAUUCGGGAUCGACUCCGAAAUGGCUGGAGGAUUUGCUUGUUGGGUUGAUGACGAAGAAGGCGGGUGGUGUUAAAGAAGAAGGGGGCCUUGUGAUCUCGGGCGAAAGGAAGAAGCUUGUGCUUGAAAAGAUGAAGGAUGAUGUUCAAGGUGAACAACUUUGGAGCGAAAGAAUGGACCUUGAUUAUCGUUUGGGAUAUGAGCGCGUUGAAGGGAUUACUCGGGAAAUUUUGACUGGUCUGUACCGGGAUUGUCCAAUCGAUAUAACAUGGUUCACAGCGGAAGGUGAAGUCUUUUUUGGACUGGAAAGUGCGCGGAGGAUUUCCGAGGAAAUGAAGGCGAAGACUGAAAUUGUGGAUGUCUCUGGGGCUACACAUGCGGAUAUCAUGCUGUGGACACAGGUUUGGGAUUCGAUGUAUUCCAAGAUUGUGCAUGAGACCGAGACCGAGGCUGGCAAUGUACUUGUUUGA